AUGGGAAAAAAUCAGAGCAAACCUCAAUCUCCAAAAAAGAAAAAGGCCAACAAGAAAUUGUCACCGGAUGAAGCCAUUGAACUUGAACAAACCACUUACUGUGAGUUAUUUAUUAUAUUUUUUUCUCAUUUUUGUGUGCUUUGAAUUGAACAUGAGAACUUUUGCAGUCAGCCGGAAAGAAUUGAAAAAAUGGUAUAAAGAUUUUGUUCGUGAUUGUCCAUCGGGGGAACUUCGAAUGGAAGAGUUUCAAGGAAUUUACAAACAAUUUUUCCCAAAUGGCGAUCCUUCAAAAUUCGCCGCUUUUGUCUUUAAUGUCUUUGAUGAUAAUCAAGAUGGCCAUAUUUCAUUCAAAGAAUUUAUAGCUGCGUUAUCCAUCACUUCGAGAGGAACUCUUGAUGAAAAAUUGGAUUGUAUGUUUUCCACUUCCUGAAAAAAGAACCCAACAAAUAGUUUUUUUUCAGGGGCAUUUUCACUUUAUGAUGUGGAUAAAGAUGGUUUCAUUACAAAAGACGAGAUGGCAAAUAUUGUUGAUGCGAUUUAUAGUAUGAUUGGAAAUAUGUUGGAAUUACCUAAAGAUGAGGAUACACCACAAAAACGUGUUGAGAAAAUAUUCACAAAUAUGGACAAGAAUUUUGAUGGAAAAUUAACAAGAGAUGAAUUUAAAGAAGGCUCGAAAGCUGAUCCAUGGAUUGUUCAAGCGCUUACAAUGGAUAUGUCAUCCAACAAUUAA
This is a messenger RNA of Caenorhabditis angaria, 730 nucleotides long. The record is from the annotation of a GenBank genome assembly. Lineage: Eukaryota; Metazoa; Nematoda; Chromadorea; Rhabditida; Rhabditidae.